Messenger RNA from Procambarus clarkii (red swamp crayfish), 858 nucleotides. RefSeq names its product barH-like 2 homeobox protein. The record is from RefSeq and is a predicted model, not a curated record. NCBI's taxonomy places the organism in Eukaryota, Metazoa, Arthropoda, Malacostraca, Decapoda, Cambaridae. Gene Ontology annotation, molecular function: RNA polymerase II cis-regulatory region sequence-specific DNA binding; DNA-binding transcription factor activity, RNA polymerase II-specific. Gene Ontology annotation, biological process: regulation of transcription by RNA polymerase II. Gene Ontology annotation, cellular component: nucleus.
AUGACUCCCCGGCCAGCAGUGAAGGAACAGGAAGCGGCGUCAGUCUGGGUCCCGGAAAACAGCUCCUGCUCGUCCUUCAUGUCUCCUCGAGCAGCAGCCUUCACUAUCAACGCUCUUCUGAGUCUUUAUUCCUGCAAUGAACACAGAAGCACCAAGCCAGUGCCUUGCUCAGACUUUUGUGAGGAUCCCAGACGUCGUCACGAGCCUUCAUCUCCCACUUGCGCGACCUUCACCUCCGUGGUAGGACCUCCGCCACCACCCAGCAAGCUCCCAUGUGAUAAUUCUACCAGUCUCCAGGAUAUAGUACCAGUACUCAUCGCCAGAACCUCUCUCCAAGAUACUCCCUCCACCCAUCAAUUCGACUUAGAACCAGUUGCCACUGCUACUAACCAGGACAAACCCGCUUCCGAUCAACAAGAUGUAAGACCAGAACUAAUCGCCAGUGCUUCUCAAAAAAGAAUCAGCUCAGGUCUACGAGAUUUUAGACGCAAACAAGUUAGAAGAAACACCAACCAAGAUGCACUCAGCGCCCAUCAACAAUACGCAAGACCAGAACUAGUUCCCGGAACCACGGGCAGCAGCCAGAAAGACUCUAUUACCAAGGCGAGGCGUGCGCGAACAGUCUUUUCUGAUUUUCAGCUGAAGCGACUUGAAGAAGAGUUUAAAAACCAGUUUUAUUUAGCGGGUGCUGGACGUCGCAACCUCGCCACUGAGCUGGGCCUGAACGAUACCAAAGUUAAAGUAUGGUUUCAGAAUCGGCGAAUUAAGUGGCGUAAGGACCAUAAUGGCGAAGAGUUGAGACGCUCACCUACAGAUCCUUGUAACGACGUCAGCUGCUGCAGGCCAUCUUCGGUGUGA